GCUCAGGGUGGACCGUGCGUCGGCGUUUGACGCUCAGGAAGUGGACUAAACCACCAAAAGAUUCCCGCAGAUUCGAUACCGAUUGUCCCCCAAUGUUUCAAACGUGUUCACACUGACCUUAAACAUCUGUUUAAACCCUUUAUGGUGGGCUAUUUGAGAGGAUAAUGCUGGAUGGUUGCACUCAUGAAAUUCACCAGAGAUAUAUGCAGGCUGUUGGGACUCGGGAGCGGCCCCCCUGUCCAGCAGCAGGAGGAGCAGAUGGACUGCGGUGCCGCAAGUGACCCAAGAGAUGAUGCCAUUUUGUCACAGGAUGCAUUAAAUGGAGAAGAGGAUCUGAGUGAAGAGGAGAAGGCCAGACGGAGGGCAGAGCGACGCAAAGCCAAGAGGAAGCAACGUCGAAAACGUAAGAAGCAGGAGCAGGUUAAGCAAAAUGAGAGUACUGAACGGGAUGAUGAAGAUGAAGAUGGAGGUGCAGAGUCUGAACUGGAUGAGAGCGAGUCAGAAGCGGAAGUCGGUGCUGAGGAGGAGAAAAAUGAGGCAAAGUAUGACGCCAUUCCAGUCAUGGCUCCUUCAGGACAACAGAAGACCCAGGACAGACCCGCUGAAGAGGAGCCAGAGUGGGAUGUGAGCAGUGCCUUCUUUGCUAAUGCUGCUAGCCAUAUCAAACCCAAAGGAUCGAGUCGCAAGUCCAAAGAAAACAAGGAGAACGAGGCCAGGAGAGAGACAAAUGGAACUGACACUAUGACCAAGAAAAGCGCGUCACUGACUGCAGAAAAAGGCAUAAAGCUGGUGCAGGAGGGGCAGUACGCACAAGCUGUCAGUAUGUUUACAGAAGCCAUCAAAUGUGAUCCAAAGGAUUACAGGUUCUUUGGGAAUCGUUCCUACUGCUAUUACUGCUUGGAGCAGCACCCUCAGGCCCUGGCAGAUGCUGAACGCUCCAUUCAGCUGGCCCCGGACUGGCCCAAAGGACACUUCCGCAAGGGCAGUGCUCUCAUGGGCAUGAAGCGAUACAGUGAGGCAGAGAGGGCCAUGGAGCAGGUGCUGAAACUCGACAAAGACUGUGAGGAGGCAGUCAAUGACCUCUUUAACUGCAAAGUGCUCCAGUUAAUGGAGCUUGGUAUUGAUGAAGUGCAAAGUGUCCUACUGCUGGAGAAAUUUUCAACUGUGCAGGCUGUUCUGGCAUCUUGUUCUGAUGCUUCCAGGGCUGGGUGCCAAGAUCCAUCAGUUGUGCAACCAGGAAGCCCUUGCCCGUCUCUGUGGGUGGGAAAUGUGACCACUGAGCUAACUGAGAAACACCUAUGGGACCUUUUUAAAAUGUACGGUGAGAUUGAGAGUAUCCGCGUUCUGCACGAGAGAUUCUGUGCCUUUGUCAACUUCAAGAAUGCAAACAUGGCAGCUCGUGCCAUGGAGAAACUGAACGGUUAUUGUAUUGAGAACACACGUUUAGUGGUGCGCUAUCCUGACCGUCGCACUCAGAGGGUCCUCCCAAUUCCACUCAAGACCUGUCUCCCUGUCACACAGCAGGCAGGAGCAGCUGUUGGACCUCGACGACGCGGCCCAGUGAACGAAGACGAGUGUUACUUCUGGAGAACCACCGGCUGCCAUUUCGGGGACAAGUGUCGCUACAAACACAUUCCUGAUCAGAAAGGCAAGGACAGGAAGCCAUGGCAGCCUUGAACUCCGUUUACUCUCUGCCUCAGUAGUGUGCAGGGAACUGGGAUGCACAGACUGAGCCAAAGGAGCCGGUACUUACUGGACCAGGUUCUCUGGGCUGAAAAUAUUCACUGUAGCAGAAUGGACCAGAAUAGUCAAAGGAUCCGAGUCAGCACUCAGGCUCUGAGGCAGGGGUAGUCACACAUGUGCCACAAAGGACUGGGAGCAUGAAGGUUGUCAUUUCAACUAAAGACUCAAUGAUAUUGCUCAAUAGUACAUUAACCAGAGGGGAGCAACAACAUCACCUGGUGUAGUCUUUGUUUUGAAUGAAAACCUUCACAUUUGCAGCCCUUCAUGUCACAUGGUGAUCUAUUCCAGCUCUAACGGAUACAACCUAACCUCACAGGCAUACAACAUAAGGAGGAAGUGAAACUGCCUUGGUACACUAUGGGGGGGAAAAGUAAUGGCUCUGUCAUGUACCUCAGUAAUGAAAGGCUUGGUAUGGAUUUUUCUGGCCAAGGUUGUUCAGUGAUGAUCCUGUCGACCUUCCUUUAGAAAUUCCAUCACAAAUCAGUGUUCCUCCCUAUUUUUAAAGUACAUUAACUCGGCCAAUACUUUAAGUUGCAGUUUGUGAACCUGACUUUUAACAGUUUAAGGUUUAUCCACGGUCCACAACUGCUCACAUCAGUCUGCGGUUCAGUCUGGGGCUGCAUUUCCCACUCGUUGUUCAUGUUCCAAUAUCAACACAUUGUUCCCGCCAGACCAAAGACUCACCAACAGAUGUACCUGGCAUUUCAGUACCUCCCCUAUGCAGAUGAGGUCCUCUAGUCAACAAGCUACAGUGGCCCACAGAGAUGCCUUUAUACUGUGUCAUGAAGCCUCAGUUAAGAUGAUCAUACAUAAGAACCACCAAUUUGUCUGGAGGGAUUUCAAAUUGUACGCAUUAACGCACAGAUUAGGUGUAUAUUUCACUCUCUUUAUUGGCUGCCCUUUUGUUGAAAGAUGGAAUUCACACACUGCAAGUUAUGGAGGACUCGUUGUCCUUCGUGACCAUACUUGUACGGCAUGGAAGAAGUAAUAGAAACACCCAACCUGCUUUAUGUCUAUGCAAAAGAAAAGUGCCGACUCUGUGUCAGACAUGCAAACACCUACUUUAAUGUCUGUGACAUGGCAAUGUCAUUGAUGAACAAGUACAUACUACAGGACAGUGCCUUACAAAAGAGUCAUGUUCAGUCAUGUGCCCACACGUGUAACAUGUGUAACAUGAUUCACUCAGUGUUUUUGACCUAAGGUCCUCCAUUUCAGUAUUUCAGUGAACCAAAGAAUGCUUCAUCUGAUGGCUCUGCACUGAAAACAGCCUCAUUCUUGAAUGAGUUUCAACACUAGACAAUGCAUUAAAACCCAUUAGCAUGUGUCUGUAUCAUCCACUAGAUUACGAUUACAGCUACAGCACCUGGUUCAAGUCCACACUACGUUCACUAGUAAACUAUGCACGGCAUAGAGAGAGUAUUUAUUUCCCUAUUUAUACCAAAGUGUUUUUUUCUGUUUCUCUUUUUUACAAUGUAACUUGGGAGCUGAAUGCAGCUUUUCAUUUAUUGGCCUUUUCUAAAAGUCCCUCUUCUGUUUCUUUCCUGCUUUAAGAGACAAGCAUUAGUAAGAACCAUUCGGUGCAAACACGGUCACACGCUGCACUUCUGCUUUUCUCGUAUUUACUUUCCGUCUUGUGGCUAACACUUGUGAAAAAGGAAUUGGACACCAAACCUUUUAAGACUGCACUUGUUAAUUUAACAAACUCGCUCUCUUUUGUGACUAGUGCUGUUAACUAUGGUUAAUUUUGCCGACUAAUAAAAUGCAUUGGAUGUUAUCAUAGCAUAUUUUGAUUUCAUCUUAUGGACAUUUCAAAUUUGGACAAACGAUUUCCCUGGGUUUAAUUUGAGUUAUUUGGUAUGUUUUUAGUCUUUUUACCUUGUUUGAAACUAUUUCAGGAAAAUGCAUUUUUAAUUAUGAUGUACACGUUGAUAACCAGAGCACUGCAAUCCUGUUAAUCUUCCAAAUACUUUGUAUUAUCGUUACUGCACUGCAAAAAAAGAGUCUUUUAUAUUUAAUAAAUGUAUUUGAACCACCUA
Messenger RNA from Sebastes umbrosus (honeycomb rockfish), 3779 nucleotides. RefSeq lists its product as uncharacterized. Gene Ontology annotation, molecular function: protein binding; metal ion binding; RNA binding. The record is from RefSeq and is a predicted model, not a curated record. The transcript has 16 exons. Bases 172 to 1677 code for a protein of 501 amino acids. Lineage: Eukaryota; Metazoa; Chordata; Actinopteri; Perciformes; Sebastidae.